Molecule: messenger RNA, 5745 nt
Organism: Parastagonospora nodorum SN15
Lineage: Eukaryota; Fungi; Ascomycota; Dothideomycetes; Pleosporales; Phaeosphaeriaceae
Exons: 4
Coding region: 1-5745 (1914 amino acids)
Biological process (GO): regulation of ARF protein signal transduction
Molecular function (GO): guanyl-nucleotide exchange factor activity
Source: RefSeq, a predicted model, not a curated record
AUGGCCGACACCGAGGCCCCGCCGAAGCCGCAGGAGGUCACAGAGAAGCCGGUGGACUCGGAGGAACAUGCAGAGCCAGCGUCGCCGUCGUCAGAGGACGAGGACAGCAAUGCGAAUACCGCGUCCGAGCAGGCAUCCGAGGCCGCCGAAGAGAGUGCGAGUGCUCCCCCAGCGCCACAGGCACCACAGGCACCACAGGCACCAGAGAACCAGACAGACAUGCCCCCGCCGCCUACACCAUCGACACCCACCCUAAACAUACCCAAUGGCUCCGACGCGCCCCGAACCUCGGAGCAGAUGUUCGACCACCGCACAUCCGUCAACCGGCCGCGAACCGACUCGCAGUCCACAGCAGCCACUACAGCAACACGAGCCUCGACCCGCAGCUCCCUCGUCUUUGUCAUCACCGCACUCGAGACAAUCUCCGCGUCCAAGGAUGCGAAGAAGAACAAGAAGCUCGGCGAUGCGACCAGUGCUGCGCUGGCUGCCAUCAGGGCAGAGGGCGACCCGGCGCGCAUCAACCCCGAGAUCCUCUUCGCCCCGCUGCAGCUUGCCUCCGAGGCACCCAACGUCCCCAUCUCCAUCACCGCGCUCGACUGCAUCGGCAAGCUCAUCAGCUACUCGUACUUCUCCGUCCCGUCCGAACCGCAAGCCGACAACACCGAGGCACCCCCUCUGAUCGAGCGCGCAAUAGACACAAUAUGCGAUUGUUUCCAGGGCGAGGCGACACAGCCCGACGUGCAGCUGCAGAUUGUCAAGUCGCUGUUGGCCGCCAUCCUGAACGACAAGAUUGUGGUGCACGGCGCAGGACUGUUGAAGGCGGUGCGACUGACGUACAACAUUUUCCUUCUAUCCAAGUCGAGUGCCAACCAGCAGGUAGCGCAGGGCGCCCUGACACAAAUGGUUGGCACGGUAUUCGAGCGUGUCAAGGCAAGAUUGGCCGUCAAGGAGACGCGGUUGAACCUCUCGCGCGUAUCGUUGAACGACAAGGACAGGUCAGAAGAGAGCGUCCCGGAAGAAGCCGAGGGCAGCACACAGGGCAUCGAUGGCUCCCAAGUCAACGGCGAGGACGGAGAAGAGGAGCAGGACCCCGACUCUGCCGAACCAAGCGACAAAGCAGUCGACCAGCACGUGGGACCAAAGAUCACGCUACAAAGUUUCGAGAACAACAUGAGCUUCAACGACGACCGGAUACACGACAAUGCGCCGACGCUCGUCACACGAAUAAAGGGCAAACCUAGUUCGAGACAAGUCUCUGGGAACGACCCAUCGCCAAAUGCACAGAACGGCAGCGUGCACUCGGAAGAAGAUGAGGAAGACGAGAUCUUCGUCAAGGACGCGUACCUUGUCUUCCGAGCCAUGUGCCGGCUUAGCACCAAGAGCUUGUCCGUUGACCACGCGCAAGACGUACGGUCUCAAGGCAUGAGGUCCAAGCUGCUCUCGCUGCAUAUGAUCCAUACCAUUCUCUUCAACAACAUUGCUGUUUUCGCGUCUCCAUAUGCAACCAUCAGAAGUGGGAGUGGCGACGAGCCAACGACCUUCAUACAGGCCAUCAAGCAGUAUCUGUGUCUGAGCCUGAGCAGAAACGGAGCUAGCUCCGUCAAGCAAGUCUUCGAGGUAGCCUGUGAGAUUUUCUGGCUGAUGCUCAAGUAUCUGCGAGUCUCGCUCAAGAAGGAGGUAGAGGUGUUCCUGAAGGAGAUUUAUCUGGCCACGCUGGAUAAGCGCAGUGCUCCUCCAUUCCAAAAGCACUAUGUUCUGUCCAUAUUUGGGAGGCUUGCCGCAGAUCCUCGGGCGCUGGUAGAAGUCUACCUGAACUAUGACUGUGACCGUACCGCGCUCGAUAACAUGUACCAGCGUGUUGUUGAACACCUGUCCAAGGUGUCUAGCACUCAAGUCGCAAUCACUCCGAUGCAGCAGCAAGCAUAUCAAGACCAACGCGAGAAACAAGCAAGACAGAUGGAUUGGCAGACCCGAGGAACAAUGCCUCCCUCGUUGACUACAGUAUCCAUGGGCCACUCCCAGGAAGCCGAGCACGCGUACCCCCAAGAGUACGCUAUGAAGCAAGAAUCGCUCGAGGCAUUGGUCGAAAUUCUCAGGUCUCUGGUCAACUGGGCUCAGCAGGUUCUGCCUGAGGGCGGAAAGCCCAGUAACCAGGAUCUGAGGCCAUCUGUCGACGAUUUGAGAAUAUCGACCGAUACACGUAACCACACGGAGUCGCCCAUGGUAGGUAUCGACUCUGGCACUGUGACCCCACUUGCCGAGGACGACUACAGCCAGCUCGAGAAAGCCAAGCAUAGAAAGAUUGCACUCACAAAUGCGCUCCGCCAAUUCAACUACAAGCCAAAGCGCGGCUUGAAGACUUUGAUUUCCGAAGGCUUCAUUCCUUCAAAUGCACCUGAGGACAUUGCCAAGUUUCUGCUUGACAACGAGCAGAUUGAUAAGAUAGCACUGGGAGAAUUUCUCGGUGAGGGUGAUCAGGAAAACAUUGCCAUCAUGCACGCUUUCGUAGACUUGAUGGACUUCACCAAGACCCGAAAGAUUGAUCGCUUCAUGCUGAAGUUUGCAGAGAGGUACAUCACCGGGAAUCCAAAUGCGUACGCCAACGCAGACACGGCCUACGUUCUUUCAUACUCAGUCAUCAUGUUGAACGUCGACCAGCACAGCAAGAAGAUGAAGGGGCCAAGGAUGACACCAGAAGACUUCAUCAAGAACAACCGCGGUAUAAAUGACAAUGCCGAUUUGCCAGAGGACUACUUGCGCGGCAUAUAUGAGGAGAUAUCACACAACGAGAUUGUUCUGAAUACCGAACAAGAAGCCGCGGCUGACAAAGGCUUGAUCCAACAGCAACCAGCCGGAGGUUUGGCAACGAUUGGACAGGUCUUGACCGGCGGUGCGCGCGACCUGCAACGUGAAGCUAUUGUACAGGCUUCCGAAGCGAUGGCUAACAAGACCGAGCAGCUAUACAAGCAGCUUUUGCGGUCUCAAAGACGGACAGCUACCACGCUACCAGUGUCCAAGUUCAUUCCGGCCUCUUCCUCAAAACACGUUGGGCCCAUGUUCGACGUCACAUGGAUGCCAAUUCUUACGGCAUUGUCGAGCCAAGCACAAGACCACAACAUUGAAAUCAAUAUGGAAGCCUUGAAGACAUUGAUUGAGAUUGGCUCAACCGAAGGAAAUCUGCUGCGAGAGUCGUGGCGUGAGAUCUUGACAUGCGUGUCGCAGUUGGACCGCUUCCAGCUCAUCUCUGCGGGCAUUGACGAGCGAGCUGUUCCUGAUGUUCUUAAAACAACUUCAGGAACACCACAGUCACGCAAAACACUCACUACUCCUGCUAACCGAAGGCGGCCGAACUCUUCAGCAGGGAACAUGAACUUUUCAGCCGACGUGGCUGAAGAGAGCCGUUCAGCGGACGUCGUCCGGGGCGUCGACCGCAUUUUCACCAACAGCGCAAAUCUAUCCGGAGAGGCUAUUGUCGACUUCGUCAAGGCUCUCACUCAGGUCAGCUGGCAAGAGAUUCAGUCAUCGGGUCAAAGCGAGUCACCACGUACAUACAGUCUACAGAAGCUCGUCGAGAUCAGCGGCUACAAUAUGACCCGUGUCCGCUUCGAAUGGACCAAUAUUUGGCAAGUGUUGGGUGCUCAUUUCAAUGAAGUGGGAUGCCACACCAACACGAACGUCGUCUAUUUUGCCCUGAAUUCUCUACGACAAUUGUCCAUGAAGUUCAUGGAGAUUGAAGAGCUUCCGGGUUUCAAGUUCCAGAAAGACUUUUUGAAGCCUUUCGAGCAUAUUAUUAACAAUGCCAGUCAGGUUGCGGUCAAAGACAUGGUACUGCGCUGUCUGAUACAGAUGAUACAAGCGCGUGGCGAGAACAUACGAUCCGGAUGGAAGACUAUGUUUGGUGUCUUCACCGUAGCCGCGCGUGAGCCAUAUGAGGGCAUCGUCAACCUUGCAUUUGAGAAUGUGACUCAGGUGUACAACACGCGAUUUGGUGUGGUAAUCUCACAAGGUGCUUUUGCAGAUCUCAUCGUCUGUCUCACGGAGUUCUCCAAGAACUACAAGUUCCAGAAGAAGUCUCUGCAAGCCAUUGAACUCCUUAAGUCGUCUGUGCCCAAGAUGCUGCGCACACCCGAAUGCUCCUUGUCAGCUCGCGCUGGUUUCCUGAAGGACUCUGAGAAAGGUUCUUCAAUACCCAAACAGCCCAGUCGCCAAACCCAAGAGGAGCAGUUUUGGUUCCCGGUGUUGUUUGCCUUCCACGACGUUCUCAUGACUGGUGAGGACCUAGAAGUACGCUCUCGAGCACUGAGCUACCUCUUCGACACACUCAUUUCAUACGGAGGAGACUUCCCGCGCGAGUUCUGGGAUAUGCUGUGGCGCCAGCUGCUAUACCCUAUUUUCAUGGUUUUGAAGUCCAAGUCAGAAAUGACAAAGGUGUUAAACCACGAAGAACUGUCGGUCUGGCUCUCGACGACCAUGAUCCAGGCAUUGCGCAACAUGAUCAAGCUCUUUACCCACUUCUUCGAGUCAUUGGAGUAUAUGCUCGACCGCUUCCUUGACUUGCUCGCGCUCUGCAUCUGCCAGGAGAACGACACGUUGGCCCGGAUCGGCAGCAACUGUCUUCAGCAAUUGAUACUGCAGAAUGUUCAGAAGUUCGGACCUACACACUGGAACCAAAUAGUCAACGCUUUUGUAGAGCUGUUCCAACGCACAGAGGCAACUGCUCUCUUCUCCGCUGCGACUAGCGGCUCAGCCCAGGCAACACCAGUCAAUGGCUUCCACGAAACACCUGAUCAUUCAACUUCAAGCCCGCCAGGCGAACUCUCUCUUCAGACCCCCACAGAAGAAUCCCGACCAGAAAAUGCGCUCGGGAUCAACGGCCUAACACCCGCAAGACGCCCUUCGCUUGUGAAAUCCGACUCCAACGGCGACCAACGCAUGCCUUCUCCACUGCCCAAACGGCAAACUCAAGAACUUGAAGACUACCGUCCUGAGACUGCCGAUCUGCAACAACCUCCAGUCGUCGUGACUGCCGCGCGCCGUCGCUUCUUCAACCAGAUCAUCACAAAAUGCGUCUUGCAAUUGUUGAUGAUCGAGACGGUACAAGAACUCUUCACCAACGAAGCCGUCUACACCCAGAUCCCCUCGCCCGACCUCCUCAGCCUGAUGGCCGUGCUCAAGAAGAGCUACCACUUUGCCAAGCGCUUCAACGCAAACCGCGAGCUGCGCGGCCGCCUCUUCCGAGAAGGUUUCAUGAAGCAGCCACCCAACCUCCUCAAGCAAGAAUCCGGUUCCGCGUCCGUCUACGUGUCCAUUCUCUUCCGCAUGUACCACGACACCUCGCCUUCGCGGGCUGCUAGUCGCAGCCAAACCGAAGCCGCGCUCAUUCCCCUGUGCUCCGACAUCCUGGCUUCCUACAUCGACCUCGAUGAGGAAACUCAACAGCGCAACAUCGUGACGUGGCGCCCUGUCGUCGUCACGGUACUUGAUGGCUACGCGAAUUUCCCGGAGAAGGAGUUUGAUUCCAAUCUUGAGGUUUUCGCGCCGCUUGUUGUGGGGCUGCUGGGCACGGAGGUUAGUGGCGAAGUACAGAGGAGCGUGCAAGCGCUUGUCAUGCGCAUCUUUGAGAGAAGAUUGGGCAUGCAGACUGAGGGCGUCAAACUCAUGGAGAAGACGGGACUGAGGAGUCCGAGGGGCAGUUUUGUCGGUGGGAGUCCGUUGAUGAGAAGAGGGAGUAGUACAAGAGGCUAG